Molecule: messenger RNA, 2198 nt
Organism: Orbicella faveolata
Lineage: Eukaryota; Metazoa; Cnidaria; Anthozoa; Scleractinia; Merulinidae
Product: sorting nexin-33-like
Biological process (GO): endocytosis; endosomal transport; plasma membrane tubulation
Cellular component (GO): cytoplasmic vesicle; plasma membrane
Molecular function (GO): phosphatidylinositol binding; protein binding
Source: RefSeq, a predicted model, not a curated record
UUCACGUGACAUCACAACCAAAAAUAGCAUCGUUUCUCACCGAAAUGGAGUAAGAUACAUCACAAGUCAUGGCUGCGUCGCCUGGUUGUAAAGUUCGAGUGCUGUAUGAUUUUGAAGGUGAUUGUCCUUCUGGGGAACUUGUUGUCUGCACGGAUGAAAUCUUGACCGUCACUAGAACGGACGUCGGCGAAGGCUGGUGGGAAGGGAUUAGCCCCAACGGCUCAAGAGGCCUGUUUCCUCAAGCUUACGUUGAGCUUAUAGACUAUUCACCUCCACAGUCAAGCAAUUUUCGACCACUGCCCUCGGGACCUAUGCCUAACCAGGGCUCGUUUGACACAGCGGAUGGGUGGGAUGAUGACUGGGAUGAUGAUGAGACUGUAAGUAACUACAGUGGAGGGGAUCAGGAAUCAACCAUUUCAUCCUUACCCAGGCGAGAGACCAACUCAGGAAUGGUGAGAACAGGCACCGUACGUAAGAGCAUGAACAGGUUUUCUCAUUUUGUGAAGUCUGGUGGAGAAGCUUAUAUUAUUGGUGCAUCACAGGGAGAUGUUAAAAUUCCUCACAAUGAAAGAGUAGCAAUCAGGGAAGAUGGAAAUAGAAUUGCUUGGGAUAGGAGCCCUGACCCAUUUACUUGUGUGAUAAAUGCUCCAGAGAAGAAGAGUAAAUUUAAAGGAAUGAAGAGUUUUAUUGCUUACAAUUUAACGCCCAGUAAUACUGGAAUUGUUGUCAGCAGAAGAUACAAACAUUUUGAUUGGUUGUUUGAUCGUUUUGUCGAGAAGUUUACAUGUAUAUCAGUUCCACCAUUACCAGACAAACAAAUUACAGGGAGAUUUGGUGACGAGUUUGUGGAGAAAAGGAAAGAAAAACUGCAACUAUGGAUAAACAGAAUAUGUCUGCAUCCUGUAUUGUCUCAGAGUUUGGUGUUUAAACAUUUUCUCACAUGUGGAGACAAUGAGAAGGAAUGGAAGCAAGGCAAAAGAAAAGCAGAGUGUGAUAAGCUUGUUGGUGCUUCUUUCUUCAUGACAGUGGACUGUCCACCACAAAAAUUAGAACUGCUGGCAGUUGAAAAUAGAAUGGAACAGUUUGGACGGUUUAUAAAAAAUAUGGAUGAGAGUGUCAAGGCGAUUCAAGAGCGAGGUCAAGUGCACUGUGAAAAGUGUCAAGGAUCUUACAGGAAUGAAUAUAAGAAAAUUGGUAGUACUUUUGGAUCUCUCAGCGCAGCUUUUGCAGUUGAUGUAGAUUCAGAAAGCUCAAGUCAAUUAACACAAGCAGUCGAACACACAGGAAAAACAUAUGAUGAUAUUGGAGAAAUGAUUGCUGACCAGCCAAAGAAUGACUUUAUACCAUUGAUCGAAGGACUCAAAGAGUAUUCAGGGAUGCUGAGCACAUAUCCAGAUGUAUUACAAGUUCACAAGGGCACAAUUGGCAAAGUAAAAGAGUGUCAGAGACUUAAGGAUGAGGAAAAAAUGGAGGAUUCUACAUUUGAAGAGAUCAAAGCACGUGCUGACACCAUAACAAAUGUAUCAUUUGCUGAAAUGAGUCAUUUUCAUGAUCAGAAAGUUUCAGACUUCAAAAACAUGAUGCAGCAUUUUCUUCAAGAACAAAUAAGCUAUCACCACCGGGUAAUACAAAAGCUAGAAGACUCCUUGCGGAUGUAUGAUCACAUUCAAUAACUCAAUUUCCCAGAAAUCAGCAUUUCACUUAAGUUGAAGAUGCAUGCAUUUUUAUAUCAACAGUAGGCUUAACAAAAUAAUAUGGAAUUACAAAAACUCAUCUUUUUAACCUAACAAAUAUUAUGAUGAGAAAGAACUUGUCUGUUGAUAUGUUGAGAAGAUUUUUGCGAUACAGGCAAGAGCAUUUUAGUCAUGUAUUAAAAUUAAUUCUAUUUUCAAUCAGUAAUAUGUUAACUAACAGAGAUAAUUAUGCCGUCUAGUUUGCCAGAGUUCUUUCUUAAGGUUACCGUUUUUAAAACUCACUCUGUAUCAAAGUAUCAAAGCAGUAACGAUUUCAUCUUUCUUGACACAGUGUUAUAAAUCAUGGGCGCUUGAAAAUUGCUGCAUAUUUAGGGGAAAGGAGGUGACUUAAGAAUUCAAUGCAAUAUUUUAUUAUGAAAUAUGAAUGCAAAGCACAAAAGAGUUCAAGGACGGAUUCUUCUUUUCAAAACAAUUAUUCAACAAUAAAACUUGUUAAUUUUGUUA